CAGGACCAGAAUUCCACAGCCUGAGGAGCUCGUCAAGAGAGUCGAGGGAGUUUUCCAGCACUUUUACCUCGCAACUGAUCCAAACGGCGUUCCUCUCUUCAAGCCCUCUAUGCUGAAGACAAAUGGCGCGUUCAGCGCAUACACAUCUUGCGCGGGUGCCUGAGUGAUCCUGAGGUUGAAGGUGGGAUCUUGUACAGGCACGGAGGAACACUGCAGCUAAACCACGUGCAGGGGGGAGGUGCUAAAGUUCCUGUGUGGAUCGCCAUCAGAGGCACUUCACAGCAAGAGGGAUACCAUUUCCAUCAGGCUCAGUGGGUCACUGGAACACGCGUCUCCACAGAGCUGUUCCAAGCCCAGGGGAUGACAGGGGUGGAACGGUGGAAUUAUCAGCGCCUGGUGGACUUGAAACAGCCAGAUGUUCACCUCCCAACUGUCUUUGAUCCAGCUUUAAUGGCAGAACUAAAUGCAGUCUCUGAAAGAGUGCUGGGGCAUGUGAAGUAUGCGGCUUUUCAUUUCACUGGCAGAGACACUGGAGAGAAGUUUGGCUUGGAAUAUGUUGAGCCUGGUUGCCGCCCAGUUCCUCUAGACUGGGAUAAGCACAGGAGCAAGACAGACUUAACACCUGCCCUGAAUCCCCCUCCUCAAAGCAGCCCACCCACUGCCCAGACUGAGCUUCCUCAGUCAUCUUCCAGUUCACCAGCCAAGCUGUUUCACUUUGCUGCAUGCCCUCCUGCUGUUAAACCAGAUGGGACUCCAAGUUCAACUCCUGAGCCUCAGACAGAGCCAGAAACCAGAAGUCCGCUGUCUCUCCCCUUGCUUUCCUCACCAUCUGGUGCUCGCACUGGACCUGUGAAGACAGGUGUGAGGGUGUUUGUGUUGGACCACAAGCGCUGGCCAACCCCUAUGAAAAAGGCUAUUGACGACCUGCUUAAUAAACACCGUGGCCAGAAGGACAUGCUCAAGCUUGUAGACCAGGACUAUGCUGGUCUAGUUCACAACUCCUGUAAAGACCCAAACAGCAUGCUCCACCCAACAACCAAACUACAUAUUGCAUAGUAUUUAAAGCACCUCAGCAAACUGUUAAACACCAGCUCCUCUUUAAACACCAGCCCGGAAAAACUGCAAGAGAGGCAGGAACUCUGGCACUCUCUGACCAAGGGGAGUACGACUACCAGUGUGCCAGUUGUUACCAUGCCUGCUGCAGUUGUUAAUCCACCACCACCACCAGUGCAGACCCUGGCCACACCUCUAACUCAAGACUCUAUUGAGAAAAUAGUUAAAAACAUAAUGGACAAGCAGCAGCAACAACAGCCGGAACAAAAAAAGGCACAGACAAAAACAUGUCUUUCCUGUGGCCAGCCAAAGUCGAGGUAUGAGAAUGAUGGUUCUUCCAUCCACUUCUUUUACCAGCAAGGCCCUGUCAGGUAUUUCUACUGCUCCACUAAGGUUUUUAAAGCAUAUGGUGCUGAAGGUCUGACAAACCCAAAAAUGCCCUUUAAUGACUUUGCACAGACAGAGUUCUUUCAGCAAGAACUAGUGUUGUUGGCGAUGCCAGAUGAAAACUCAAAAAAGAAAUAGCAGAAUCUAUGUCAUUCCUUGCUUUACAACAUAUAUAACAUUGUCAGUAUAACAGAAUAAUAAUCACUUAGAUAGAUGUGUUUUGAAAAGCAAACUAUAUCAUUGCUUAGAGUGUGUGUGUUGAAACCCCCCCCAAAAAAUAACAUAUAUCUUGCUUACAUAUUAAUCUGUUUUUUUGCUUACAUACUGAUCUUUUUUGCAUUUUAUGACAGAAAGAGCUCUCAUUGAGAAACUGUGAAGAGUGUAGGAAAGCACCUAGACAGAUAAGAGCACAGGCAGGAGCUGCGGCCUUGACCGGUGCAUGCAGCUGUGUGUGUGUGCGUCUUGAAGGCACAUGUGUGGCCAUACACAGCACACGAGCUGUAGAGUUCAUGAAGUUCAUUACUGUAACGUUAUUUGUGAAGUGUUUCCUACAUUACCUUACAAGGAUAGGGAA
Molecule: messenger RNA, 2014 nt
Organism: Perca fluviatilis (European perch)
Lineage: Eukaryota; Metazoa; Chordata; Actinopteri; Perciformes; Percidae
Exons: 2
Coding region: 361-1056 (231 amino acids)
Source: RefSeq, a predicted model, not a curated record